Apaloderma vittatum (bar-tailed trogon) is the source of this 1065-nucleotide messenger RNA. RefSeq names its product chemokine (C-X3-C motif) receptor 1 (gene CX3CR1). Lineage: Eukaryota; Metazoa; Chordata; Aves; Trogoniformes; Trogonidae. Gene Ontology annotation, cellular component: membrane. The record is from RefSeq and is a predicted model, not a curated record. Bases 1 to 1065 code for a protein of 354 amino acids. Gene Ontology annotation, biological process: G protein-coupled receptor signaling pathway; immune response; chemotaxis. The transcript has a single exon. Gene Ontology annotation, molecular function: chemokine receptor activity.
AUGACGGAAGCAUUCAGAGAAACAACAGCUGAAUACACCUAUGAUGAACAUGCUUUUUCCUGCAAUAAGACUGACAUCCAAGAAUUCAGUAAAAUAUUUCUGCCAAUAUUUUACAUUGUCGUGUUUGCUCUUGGCCUCACGGGGAAUCUCAUGGUGGUUUUUGCCAUUGUGAAAGAAGGCAGUAGAAAAAGCAUCACUGACAUCUAUCUCCUGAACUUGGCUAUCUCAGACCUUCUCUUUGUGAUCUCCCUCCCUUUCUGGGCUUCCAACACGGUGCGUGGAUGGACUCUUGGGACCAUUCCAUGCACAGUUCUUUCCUCACUGUAUUACAUCGGUUUCUUUGGGGGCAUGUUCUUCAUCACUGUUAUCAGUAUCGACAGAUACUUGGCCAUUGUCCGGGCAACAUAUUCUCUGAAAUCCAGAACAGUGAAACAUGGCUGUCUUAUAAUCUGCGGAGUAUGGGCGAUAGCGCUUUUAGUUUCAGUGCCACAUUUUGUCUUUUCCCAGCUGAUAGAAAAUGAUUGCGCUUCUGUCUUCCCCCGGGAGCUGGAGAACAUCUGGCCAGUGUUCUGCAAUAUGGAGCUGAACAUCAUCGGCUUUUUCAUCCCGGUCUGUAUCAUAUGCUAUUGCUACUGUGGCAUUAUCAAAACCCUGCUGUCCUGCAAAAAUCAGAAAAAAGCACGAGCCAUAAAACUGAUCUUGGUUGUGGUGGUCAUGUUUCUUCUCUUUUGGUCCCCCUACAAUGCACUGAUUUUUCUAGAGACUUUAAAGCACUAUGAGCUAUUCACAAGUUGUGACCAAAUUAAAGCAUUGGACUAUGCCAUGCACCUGACCGAAACCAUUGCAUUCAGCCACUGUUGUCUCAAUCCUCUUAUCUAUGCUUUUGCUGGGGAAAAAUUCAGGAAAUACCUUCAUCGUGUCUGCUUCAAGUACUGUCCGUUCCUGUGUUUCUGUGGCCCAUGCAGUCGCUACCAGGUCACCUACUCAAGCAGCUAUGCAGAAAGCAUUGUGAACAGCAACAUAACCCUGAAUACCAGUGACCAGGAUGCCUCUGUCUUUGUCUAA